Messenger RNA from Acomys russatus (golden spiny mouse), 1582 nucleotides. It is a transcript of the gene Rccd1, whose product is annotated as RCC1 domain containing 1. Lineage: Eukaryota; Metazoa; Chordata; Mammalia; Rodentia; Muridae. Bases 100 to 1203 code for a protein of 367 amino acids. The record is from RefSeq and is a predicted model, not a curated record. The transcript is spliced from 6 exons.
UCCUGUUUGCAAGAAUCUCCUCAGGUGGCAGCCUUAACCUUCCAUGCUGUAGCCCACACCCCAGCCAGGUGGCCACUCACAAGAGGGCUCUGCCAGAACAUGGCCAAGGAACGACACGGAACCUGGUUUGGCUUCGGUUUCUGUGGCUUUGGGCAAGCGCCGGGCUCUGGGAACGGGUGCCAUGCGGUGCACUGUCCCGAACCACUGAGUGCCAGUGAUGACAUUUGCCGAGUGAGCGCAAGCUGGAGCUACACUGCCCUCGUGACCCGUGGAGGCCGGGUGGAGCUGUCAGGUUCCGUGAGCAUCGCUGCAGAUGGCUGCAGGGACGCAUGGGCUUCAGAGGGACUCCUGGUGGUGCUGCGUGAGAAGGCCAGGUCCAGCACAGAACUGCAGGCCUGGACACCAGGCUCCUCGAUGCAGGGGGAGCCCCUCUGGGCCCAGGACCUGGUUUCUGGGGCAGAGGCCCAAGGGGAAGAUGAACCCGGCAGUGAGGCUAGGGCGGGGACCCUGCCACUCCUGCCCCACGCCCGUGCAUACGUGAACCCACGGCCACCCUUCUGUCAGCCUCUGGCCCCAGAGCUGCGGGUGCGCCAGCUGGAGCUGGGGGCCGAGCAUGUACUGUUGCUGUGCGAAGCUGGCCAAGUCUUCUCCUGGGGUGGAGGCAGACACGGACAGCUGGGCCACGGGACGCUGGAGGCAGAGCCGGAGCCAAGGCUGCUGGAGGCACUGCAAGGCCUGCGGAUGACUGAGGUGGCCGCAGGUGGCUGGCACUCUGUGUGUCUGAGUGAAACUGGGGAUGUUUAUAUCUGGGGCUGGAAUGAGUCGGGGCAGCUGGCCCUGCCUACAAGGAGCACAGCAGGGGAAAGGACAGCAGUGAGGGAAGAAGCCACAGGCUUGAAUGACGCAGCCGAAGAGGAAGCAGCUCAGGCUGGUGAUGGAGCUCCUGCCCCCUUCAUAGCCAUCCAGCCCUUCCCAGCUCUACUGGAUCUUCCCCUGGGCUCAGAUGCAGUCAAGGCCAGCUGCGGAUCCCGACACACAGCUGUGGUGACACGUAAAUAUGGACAGCUUGGCCACAAGGACAGCAUCAGCUUGGACCGACCCUGCCGUGUGGAAUACUUUGCAAAAAAGCAACUCGAAGUAAGGGCUGUCACCUGUGGACCCUGGAAUACGUAUGUCUAUGCAGUGGAGAGAGAGAAAGUCUGACAGAUGUCAGUCAGGUGGAUGCCCAGGCUGCUGCUUAUGGUGCGUGGGUGAGAAUGAGCUCUUGCAAAUUCUUCUCUUUUGCUCUCACAGAUGCAUAGAAACAAGUAAGUUUUAUAACAGGGUCAUAGAGAUUGCCCCUGCCUCCUAAGUGCAUGACUUUUAAAAGAAUCUCUAAACAAAGGAUCAAGAUAAAUCUUACAGCCAGCCUGGUGGCAGACACCUUUAAUACCAGCACUUGGAGGCAGAUGUUUGUGAGUUUGAGGCCAGCCAGGGCUAUUACACAGAGAAACCCUGUUUCCAGAUAAAUCUUAUGAAAGAUGUAUGAGAUAUUUGAAUAUGUAUAUAAAUGCUUAUUUUUGGAGCAGUGCCAGGGAUCAAA